This is a messenger RNA of Gadus chalcogrammus (walleye pollock), 5424 nucleotides long. It is a transcript of the gene hivep3a, whose product is annotated as HIVEP zinc finger 3a. Gene Ontology annotation, biological process: regulation of transcription by RNA polymerase II. Gene Ontology annotation, molecular function: DNA-binding transcription factor activity, RNA polymerase II-specific; RNA polymerase II cis-regulatory region sequence-specific DNA binding. The record is from RefSeq and is a predicted model, not a curated record. Bases 1 to 5424 code for a protein of 1807 amino acids. Gene Ontology annotation, cellular component: nucleus. Lineage: Eukaryota; Metazoa; Chordata; Actinopteri; Gadiformes; Gadidae. The transcript has 8 exons.
AUGGAGGGCUCGCAUAGUGGCCUGACGACUGGGGAGCUGCCCGGAGGUCAGGGACAUCCGUCUCAUCCUGAGUCUCCUCAGGGAGACUCCCAGCCCAAGUCCCCGUCCCCGCGGCGGCCCCGGCAGCAACAGGCUCCGCCCCCUCAGAAGCCCCAUGUCGCCCCCCGCCCGACAAAACAGCCACGGAGAACGCAUCCUCAGCGCAAGCGUCUCAAACACCAGCAGCGGAGUGUCGAGUCGGACGCCAUGACGGAAGGUAGCCAUGCCGAAGAGGCGACGACGACGACGACGACAAAGACAACGACAACAACAGCAGCAACAGCGGUAGCGGCAGCAGAAACGACAACAGCAACUAAAAUAACAUCAAAGGUGACCAGGGUUCCCGGUCCGUCAUCUGGAGUCCCGGUGUGCUCUGCCACCGGUUCCGUCCCGGCGGACCAGGAGACACCGGAGGGUGCGCCAAAACUCAAACGGGAGCGCAAGCCUCCGAGGCCCGGCAAGUACGUCUGCAGCUACUGCGGACGGGCGUGCGCCAAGCCCAGCGUCCUGCAGAAGCACAUCCGCUCCCACACCGGGGAGCGGCCGUACCCCUGUGCCCCCUGCGGCUUCUCCUUCAAGACCAAGAGCAACCUGUACAAGCACCGCAAGUCCCACACACACCGGGUAAAGGCCGGCCUGGCCUUCCCCGAGCCACGGUCUCUGGAGGAGCAGGGGACGGAGUCGGAGGAAGAGGCCAAGCAGUGUCCCUCAUCCGCCGCCGGUAUGGAACGCCAGAGCAGCACAGCCUCCACCAAGGGCCACGAAAGCGACGGGACUAAAGAUUUGUCCGGAGGGAUGGACGACUCUUUUGCGGUGAAGAAGAGACUGGCCAUGCGUCUCAGCAGGGGGAAACGCGGCCCCCUGGACUCGUCUGAGGACCGGUUGUCGUCCUCCCUCUUGGGGAGCAGAGGCAGUACAGAGUCGGGCUACUUCUCCCGCUCUGAGAGCACGGAGCAGACCCAGGACAGCCCCCCAAACACAAGUGCCAAAAGCUACGCCGAAAUCAUCCUGGGUAAAUACGGACGUCUGGGACACCUGCAGAGGAUGUCUCGUCAGCAAAACCAGCAGCUGUCAGGCGAAGAGGAGAAAAACAUCCCGUUUACAGUGCCCAAGAAGCAGGUCAUUGACCACAUCACCAAGCUCAUUACCAUCAACGAAGCUGUGGUGGACACUAGUAAGAUUGACAGUGUGAAACCCAGGAGAUUCUCCCUCUCCAGAAAGGCUAGCUCAGAGUCCCAAAAAAGUGUAAAUAUUAAAGAGCCUAUCAUGGAUCUCCCUAAGAGUGAGGAACCUAGCUAUAAAAAUAGUGGCUCCAUUACUAUGGGUGUUCCAUGUGAAAGAUUUCAGCAUCAGUCUCAAAAAGUAGACCCACUGGCUCCUCAUACAACACCAGCUCCUCUGUUACGGAGUCAGUCCAUGCCAUUCACCACAAGUUCUUUAGAUGCCUCAGGCAAAAGCCCCCCAAGGUUUCGCCAAAGUCAAUCCUUUGAACAACGGACGCCUUCUCAACUCCAAACGUCCCGUCGCUUUGGGAUGCUACGACGGCAGCCGGCUAUUGAAAUACCACUUGGUGCUGAACUUCCAAAAGAAGACCAUUGCAGUUUUCACACAUUUCACCCAGAAAACUUGAAAACCACGGUGCCUGACCACACGCCGCCGCGACUGCAACCCUACAAGUCUGAGGCAUGUGGCACUGAGUGCAAAACCUGGGAAGGUUACAAACCCCACAAGCAAGGUGUUGGUUCAGCACAAAACUAUGGAAACGUCAGCGUGUCGUUCGCUAACCAAAAGGACCACCCCAAGGUCAUCAUCCAUUCGGUUCGACCGGGUGCGCAGGCCAUGCGUAAAAGGCGCAAAGAAGAAAGCCUGGAAUCCGACGACCCUUCCUCCCCGGUCACGUGUCCCUCCCCCUCCCAUGCGAUCUCAGCACCUCCUCAAUGCAGAGAGGAAAGCGCCGGAGCUCACGAAGACACCCGGAGACCCAAACCGCACACCCUCUCGGUGAUCCAACACACGAGUUCCUUUGAAAAACAGGACACGUCGUGCGCCGAGAACACACGCAAAGAACCGCCAAACACGUCCCCGACACGUCAGGACCAUCUCACAGCGCUUCAGAAGCCCCCCCACCCGCCCGACCCGACGCCCCGAAACCUAGUCCACCCACAAAACGUCCGGGUUCCUGAAAUACUGGUGACGGAGGAUUCGAACAUGGACACCCAGACGUCUUUCAGGACCACGCCUGCGUCGAAGCAGCCCAAGAAACAGGAGGAGUUCCAGUGGCCUCAGAGAAGCCCCACCCUGGCCCAGCUCCCCAUCGAGAAGCUCCCGCCCAAGAAGAAGCGCUUACGCCUGGCGGAACUCGCCCAGUCCUCGGGGGAGUCCAGCUUCGACUCCGGCUCUCUCCCGCCACGUAGCCCCAGCCAGGACAGCAGCGCGUCCUACGCGUCCAGCCGCUCGGCGUCCUUCGAGGAGUCGGGCCGGCUCGACCUGGAGGUGAGCUCCUCUGCCACGCCACUGAGGAGGUCCAGGGCCUCCCACACGCUGACCGUCCCCGGGGUGCACCCGCACCGGGAGAUGAGGCGGUCGGCCUCGGAGCAGGCCCCCCACGACGCCCAACAGGGCGCCCUGAUGUACGAGAACCGCAGCAAGUCCUUCGACUACAGCUGCCUCUCCCCCGAGCGCUCGGCCGUGGGCUGGAGAGAGAGGAGGAAGUGCCUCCUCCUCAAACACAGCGCCGUCAGAGAUCCGGAGGAGGAGGUGGAGGAGAAGGGCGCCGGCGGUGAUGUGACAACGCCGUCCGCCCGUCUGCUCUCAGCGCACGUCAGUGGCACCGCAUCGUCAUCCGACGGGAACUCGAGGGCUGCGGAUCGCGGCGCCUUAGAGGUCGCGUCUCCUUUAUCAGACGACAGUGUGUCGGGUACACCGGCCCGAGAGCUCUUCUCUCAGUGGAAACUCAGCCAGAAUAUUCAGCUGACAGGCAGGAGUGAUCGCACUCCGUUUGACGGCCCCGCCGGUGAGGGGAGCUCCUCCGUCCAGACGGGACAUCCCCCGGGCCUCCCCCCUCGAUGCAUCCAGCACUACCCGGGAACACAGGGUCUCUCCGGGGCAGCGCGGGCUCACUACCUCCCCAUGUCCACGGGGCUGAAGCUCGAGAUCCCCUCGCACACCAACAGGGAGUACUACAGGGUCCAAGCAAGCCCCCUUCCGACUCCCAUCCCUUCUCCCCCAAACAUAACCAUAAACCCCGAAUUGUUAAGACCCCUCCAAUCCCCGUCGGUGGCGGUGCGUCUUCAAGCGGACACCUUCCUCCCGGCGUGCGCCAUCUACACCACCCAGUCUCAAUCCGUCCCCCCGGGGUCCCCCCUCCGGCCCACCAGCAUCGUCCCGUACAUCGCCAGCGCCUCGACCUCGACGCCCCGUGGCCGCGGCAGCGCGGGUCCGGAGGCUUCGGAUUGGUCCGAGGACCUGCUGAGGCCGCCGGGCACGGGCGGCAGCAAGCGGAUGCUGUCGCCUUCGAACAGCAUCGAGUUCAGCCCCGAGUCCCAGCAGCAGCAGAAACGGGUGAAGGAGGAGCAGCAGGAGGAGGAGGAGGAGGAGGAGGAGGAGAGGGGCGUCAGGGACAAGGCGUCGCGUCCCGGGGCGCGUUCAACCGCCAGACCGAUCGGCGCGUCCUGCCUGAGUCUGGAGUCCGGCACCAGCAACAGCUGGUGCUACCUCAACUACAUGAAGCCCAACCCGUUUGCGCUGGACGAGAGCAGGCCCUCUGUGUACUCCACCUGGUCCACCGGCAGCUACAACCCCAACCCCCCCGGGAUGUCCAGCGGGACGGCUCUGUCGCUGCUGCAGUGCAAGCAGAGCCUGGGCCCCACCAUCUACACCACCUGCCCAAUGGGCCUCAGCAGCGUGGAGCCCAUCCGGGCGGAGGAUCACCAGAGGCCCGUCGCCACGGAGGUCAGCAGCAGCUCGUCAUGCGACAGAGAGCGCGCCAGCAGCACCAGGGAGGAGGCCUUGUCAGCAGAAGACAGACGCUCAGAUAAAGGAGACGAAGAGGAGCGGGAGGAGGAAGAGGAGGGACCAAACCAGGCCGCUAAAUAUAGACACCCACCCCAGCCAUGGACCUGUGGAGAAGGAUCCAGGCAGCAGUCUGGCCCAGUGUACGAUCGCGGUGGACAGGGAAACCUGACGCAACACACGAAGGUUCCCGGGAAGACGCAUUACAACGAGGCCCCACCCCCACACCACACGGAUGAAGGCGUCUUUGACGGCGCGUCCUUUGCCCACGUCGAUGAGGAGCCCCCGGCAGAGUUCCCCCCGGCCCCCCCACAGGAGCGGAGCGGCACGUCCGACAUCAACAACAACAACGAGGAGGACGACCCCCACGAGGACGCAGGGGUCAAAGGCCGCCGCAGGGCUCCGCCGGCCUCUCCCACCAAUCAGAACGCGGGAGAGCCCGGAGGCGGGGCCGGCGGGUCGCCCCCACGGACCCCCUCGGCCGGCUCCAGGCGGGCCCUGUUCGCCCGUCGGCAGCUCUCCCUGAGGACCCCCCCGCCGCCCGAGACCCCCCCGCCGCCCGAGACCCCCCCGCCGCGGACCUCCAGCCCGGGCCCUGACUCGCACCCGGUCACCGCCCGGUCUCCCCCGUCCCCAUUCCCCGCCCCCCGUCCCGGCCCCGCCCCCGCCGCCUCCCCCAGCUCCUCCCCCGGCCUUCAGAUCCACCCGUCCCCGGUCGGGGGGGCUUUGCCCUGCGGCGUUCAGAGCCUGAGUUCUGCUCCCAAGGCGGGUAGCUCGGCUCCGACCCCCCCCCCACCGAGACUGGGAGCCGCCGCGGGGAUUGGAACCAACACACAGGAGGCGACGCGGGCUCCGCUCCAGAACCCCGUCCUCCCACUGACCGCUCCCCCCCGUCCCCUGCCCCCCCAGGCCGCCCGGACCCUCCGCCCGGACCCGCUGCCCCCCCCUCCGCGCUCGCCCCCGGGGCUCCUGAGCCACCUGCCCCUCCACUCCCAGCAGCCGGCCGCCGGGACCCCCCCCGGCCGGACCAUCGCCAUCGGGGGGAUCCACAUGAUCCAGCCUAGACGGGCCCCCCCGUACCGCCCCGCGUGCGGCCCCGGCGCCGGGGGCCCGUCCCCGCUGAGAGGGCGGCUGGAGCAGGAGGAGGAGGAGGAGCAAGAAGAGGAGGCGGGCCCGAGCCCCUCGCGCGGCGACGGGCGAGGGGCGUGCGAGGGGGGCCGGGGCCAGGGAGGAAGGAAACCGCCGGGGCCGUGGCGCGACUCCGAGGCGGGCCCCUUGACCCGCGAGGGGGUGAGACACGUGGCGAAGAGGCGUGUCCCCCCAGAGACCGAGCAGGAAGAGCAGCCGACGCCCGCUGGCGAGACACCGCUCUGA